Oreochromis niloticus (Nile tilapia) is the source of this 5848-nucleotide messenger RNA. Its product is annotated as dedicator of cytokinesis protein 9. Gene Ontology annotation, molecular function: guanyl-nucleotide exchange factor activity. NCBI's taxonomy places the organism in Eukaryota, Metazoa, Chordata, Actinopteri, Cichliformes, Cichlidae. The coding region runs from base 208 to 4473 and encodes 1421 amino acids. The record is from RefSeq and is a predicted model, not a curated record. The transcript has 36 exons. Gene Ontology annotation, biological process: positive regulation of GTPase activity; small GTPase-mediated signal transduction.
UUAGGUCUUCAUUUAAGUCUGUUUUGUAUUAACUACAGACUAGUUUGUUCUGACUUGGGUUUCUUUGCCUUGACUUAGAAUUAAUCUUAGGGCUUUGUGAUCUUGACUUUGGAUUGUUCAUCUUGCAGCUCAAACUAGCUGAUAAGCCAACGACCAAAACAUAUUAAACCACACGAUGAGCAUGACAACAUAUCUGCCUGUCCUCACAUGAUUUCUUACUUCUACUUUUUGAAUCUACUGCAGUGCAUCUAUGGCUGCCCUGGAGGGCCUCUAUUUACUAAGCAGGCAUAUGCAGCAGUCCUCCACCAUCAGCAGAACCCUGAGUUUUAUGACGAGAUAAAGAUAGAGCUGCCUACUCAAUUGCAUGAGAAGCAUCACCUUCUCUUCACCUUCUAUCAUGUGAGCUGUGACAGCAACAGCAAGAAGAAAGAUGUGGUGGAAACUCCAGUUGGCCAAGUGUGGCUGCCUCUACUAAAGGAUGGCAGAGUUAUCAUGAAUGAACAACAACUUCCUGUGGCUGCCAAUCUACCUGCUGGGUACCUCAGCUCCCAGGAUGGUGUGAACAAGCACUCUGGGUUGGAGAUCAAAUGGGUGGAUGGAGGAAAACCCCUUUUCAAAGUCUCAACUCAUCUUGUAUCCACAGUUAACACUCAGGAUCAGCACUUGCAUAAAUUUUUUCACCACUGCGAAAGCAUGGAGAUGUCAGAACAAGCUUCGGAGGGAGAGCUUGUUAAAUACCUGAAGAGUCUCCAUGCAAUGGAAGGUCACGUGAUGGUAAACUUUCUGCCCACCAUUCUCAACCAGCUAUUCUGUGUCCUGACCAGAACCACACAUGAGGAUGUGGCUGUGAAUGUGACCAGGGUGAUGGUUCAUGUGGUAGCACAGUGCCAUGAAGAGGGACUUGAGCAUUACCUGAGAUCGUAUGUCAAGUUUGUGUUGAAACAAGAUCCCUAUUCUGUCACCAAUGUAAAAACUGUUCAUGAGGAGCUGGCAAAAGCCAUGACAGCCAUUCUCAAACCAUCAACAGACUUCCUGACUAGCAACAAGCUUCUAAAGCACUCCUGGUACUUCUUUGAAGGUCUGGUGAAAUCCAUGGCUCAUUAUCUGAUAGAGCACGGGAAGGUUAAGGUCUCCAGGAACCAGCGCUUUUCUGCAUCCUACUACCAUGCAGUAGAGACUCUGGUCAAUAUGCUCAUGCCACACAUCACCCAGAAAUAUAAGGACAAUCUUGAUGCGGCUCGCAAUGCCAACCGCAGCCUGGCAGUUUUCAUUAAGCGCUGCUUCACCUUCAUGAACAGAGGCUUUGUAUUUAAGCAGAUCAACAACUACAUGAACUGCUUUGUUCCUGGAGACCCCAAGACCUUAUAUGAAUUCAAGUUUGAGUUCCUGCGGGAGGUCUGCAACCAUGAGCACUAUGUCCCUUUAAAUCUGCCCAUGCCUUUUUGGAAAGGGAGAAUACAGAGGUUCCAGGAUCUCCAGCUGGACUACUCGCUGACUGAUGACUUCUGUCGAAACCACUUCCUGGUGGGACUGCUGCUCAGGGAGGUGGGUGGUGCACUUCAGGAGUCCAGAGAGAUUCGUCAGAUUGCCAUCCAGGUGCUCAAGGGACUGAUGAUCAAACACACGUUUGAUGACCGCUAUGCUUCCAAAAGCCAGCAGGCCAGACUUGCCACUCUCUACCUCCCUCUGUUUGGCCUGCUUCAGGAAAAUGUUUAUAGGCUUGACAUCAAAGAGUCCGCGCCUCUCGACAAUUGUAAUGUAAAUAACCCACGAGAGGACUCUCCGGUACAGACCUCCAUGGUGACUCCUCAGAAACCUGGCAGCUGCAUAGAGAAUGCUCUCCACAAAGAUGUGUUUGGGGUCAUCUCUGGAACAGCCUCUCCUCAAAGUUCCACUACCAACGCCAGCUCAGUUCACCAUGCAGACUCCAAAGGCUCUCUGGUCUCUACCGACUCUGGGAACAGCCUGCUGGACAAGAGCAGUGACAGGACCAACUCUCUGGAAAAGAAUCCGUGCGCAUCAGCCCUGGGCAGCACUGUGCUGCGCUCUGACAAACUGGACCAGGAUGAGAUCAAAAACCUAUUUAUGUGUUUUCUGCAUAUCCUCAAGAACAUGUCAGAGGAGGCUCUGUUUGCUUACUGGAGCAAAGCUGCUUCCUCAGAGCUAAUGGACUUCUUCACACUGAUAGAAGUCUGCCUUUAUCAGUUCAGAUACAUGGGGAAGAGAUUCAUCGCCAGGAUCCAUGAGGGGGCGGGGCCUGUAGGUCCUGACAGGAAAUCACUGACUCUCCCUGUGUCUCGUAACAGAGCUGGGAUCCUCCACGCCCGUCUGCAGCAGCUGGGAUCUCUGGAGAAUGCUCACACCUUUAACAACACGUACUCCCAUACGGAAGCAGAUGUGAACAGCCAGUGCCUUCUAGAGGCCAACGUGUCUACAGAGGUCUGUCUCACUGUGCUGGACACACUUAGCACUUUCAUCAUGGGGUUCAAGACCCAGCUGAAUUCAGAUCUCGGUCACAAUCCCCUGAUGAAGAAGGUUUUCCAGGUGCACUUGUGUUUUCUGCAGAUACCUCAGUCUGAAGCCACCCUCAAACAGGUCUUCACCUCACUCAGGACUUUCAUUUACAAGUUCCCUUGUACCUUCUUUGAUGGCCGGGCCGACAUGUGUGCCUCUCUCUGCUACGAAAUUCUCAAGUGCUGUAACUCCAAGCUGAGCUCCAUCCGUAGUUAUGCUGCCCACCUUCUCUACUUUCUUAUGAAAAGCAAUUUCGACUACACAGGUCGCAAAUCCUUUGUACGAACACAUCUGCAGGUGGUAAUUGCUGUCAGUAAGCUGAUUGCUGACGUCAUCGGCAUAGGGGGUAUGCGCUUCCAGCAGUCUCUCUCCAUCAUCAACAACUAUGCCAACAGUGACAAGACCAUCAAGCACACGGCGUUUCCUUCAGAUGUGAAGGACCUAACAAAACGCAUCAGGACAGUGCUGAUGGCCACAGAGCAAAUGAAGGAGCAUGAAAAUGACCCGGAAAUGCUGGUAGAUCUCCAAUACAGCUUAGCCAAGUCCUACACCAGCACCCCUGAGCUCCGUAAAACCUGGUUGGACAGUAUGGCUCGCAUCCACAACAAGAAUGGGGAUCUUUCAGAGGCAGCUAUGUGUUACGUGCAUGUUGCUGCUUUGGUGGCUGAGUAUCUCUGGAGGAAAGGCAUGUUCAGGCAGGGCUGCUCAGCUUUCCGUGUCAUCACUCCGAACAUUGACGAGGAAGCAGCCAUGAUGGAGGAUGUUGGGAUGCAGGAUGUUCACUUCAGUGAGGAGGUGCUGAUGGAGCUUUUGGAGGAGUGUGUUGAUGGCCUCUGGAAGGCAGAGCGUUAUGAGCUCAUUGCUGAUGUCUAUAGGCUCAUCAUUCCCAUUUAUGAACAGUGCAGAGACUUUGAGAAACUGGCACACCUGUAUGAUAGACUCCACCGUGCCUAUACUAAAGUGAUGGAAGUAAUGCAUUCUGGCAAGAGGCUGCUUGGCACGUACUUCAGAGUGGCCUUUUUUGGACAGGCUGCGGGCUUCUUUGAGGAUGAGGAUGGAAAAGAAUACAUCUACAAGGAGCCAAAGUUCACUCCACUGUCUGAAAUUUCCCAGAGGCUCCUGAAGCUAUACUCUGACAAAUUUGGCCAAGAAAAUGUCAAGAUUAUUCAGGACUCUGGCAAGGUGAAUCCGAAAGAUCUGGACUCAAAGUACGCCUAUAUCCAGGUAACUCACGUCAUGCCCUACCUCGACGAAAAGGAGCUUGAGGACAGGAGGACAGACUUUGAGAAGAGUCACAACAUCUGGCGCUUUGUGUUUGAAACACCAUUCACAAUGUCGGGCAAAAAGCAGGGCGGGGUGGAAGAGCAAUGUAAACGGCGGAUUGUUCUCACCACCACCCACUGUUUCCCAUACGUAAAGAAGCGUAUAGCAGUCAUGUACCAACACCAGACUGACCUGAGCCCCAUAGAGGUGGCCAUAGAUGAGAUGAGUGCCAAGGUGAAUGAGUUGCGACAGCUGUGCUCAGCCUCUGAAGUGGACAUGAUACGCCUGCAGCUCAAGCUCCAAGGCAGCAUCAGUGUUCAGGUAAAUGCUGGUCCUCUUGCUUAUGCCAGAGCCUUCCUAGACAGUAGCAGUGCAAAGAAAUAUCCAGACAACAAAGUCAAACAGCUCAAAGAGGUCUUCAGGCAGUUUGUAGACGCCUGCGGUCAGGCGCUUGGCGUUAACGAGCGGCUAAUUAAAGAAGACCAGCAAGAGUAUCAUGAUGAGAUGAAGGCCAACUACAGGAAUCUGACGAGGGAGCUGUCGAACAUCAUGCACGAACAGAUAAACACAGUGGACGAUGGUCCAAGGAGCAAUCUGUCUGCCUCUAUGGGUAUCUUCAACACCAUCACUGGUACACCAACCAGUUCCAACCUACAGUACAUGGCUCGACCACCAUAUUCUGACAGAGAUGUUUGACAUCAGAAUUGCUGCUCCAUCACUACUAAUGACUGUUCAAACUAUCUGAAGGAUCAGCUGAAAACCUUCAAAGAAUCUAACACUACCUAAAAACAUAAUGUGUUACCGUUUUUCCUCCUUUUUUUAUCCGAUUUCAAAAUUUUCCAGGUCAUAACCUGGAAAAUCAAUUCAAUGUUAUUCUGUUUUAUUUAUAUAGCGCCAAAUCACUACAAGGUGCUUUAUAUUGUAAAGCAAAGACCAUACAAUAAUACAGAGGAAAAAACCCAACCCCAUUGAGCAAGCACUUGGUGACAGUGGGAAGGAAAAACCUCUGACAGAACCAAGCUCAGGGAGGGGCACCCACCUGCCGCGACAAGUGAAGUGAAGUCACGUGUGCUCCCCAUUAUUCUUGUUUCCUAUGGAGACUCCAUUCAAUACAAAUGGUUUUCAAACCUUUACAACAACUGUAAUAUCAUCAUCUGUCUACAUUUUCAUAUGUUGUUUAUUCUGUUCUGUAUUCUAAGAGGGUUGAACCAUGUGUAACUUAACAAGCAUGUAUUAGUACUUCAGUUUACAAUAUGGUCUUAUCUUGUUCUUCUGUCCAGAGCCCAACCCAAAGGAUACUAUCAUGGGGUUAACACUACAGACAAGGAAGUUUAGUGUUUUUGUAUUUGACUACUUGAUCUGUUUUUAACUCUGGGGAUCUCAUUCACAUAGUGUGUUUGUAAAAGAGUGCUUUAAGACAGUGAGACAUCAGUGCCACUGUAACCAUUCAUACAUUCCUAUGGCGCACAGUGUUCUUUCUUCAUUUUUUUCCUCCUGUCUAGCUACAGCAGAAGCUUUUUUUUUUUGUAAAGUGCAGAAGCAUCAGAGAUUAUCUUUGAUCUUUUCAAAGAAUUAGUCACUCUAUUUUAGGCCAUUGGGCAUUUAUAGAAACUUAACAGACUGUCAGUCUGCCCCAGGGCAGCUGUAGUUACAACUGUAGCUUGCCUCCACCAGUGUGUGAAUGUGAGAGUGAAUGAAUAGUGGAAUUGUAAAGCGCUUUGAGGGUCUCGAAAAGCGCUAUAUAAAUGCAAUCCAUUAUUAUUCAUUAUUAUUACUAUUUAAAGCCAGAUGAACCAAAAUGUUUUAACCUAUUUUCUGUAACAACAUUAUGUGCAAUAUUUUUUUUACAGUUACCAAGGCUACCCCCUCUUGCCAAAGACAUGAGAACAAAAGACAAUGCAAUGCAAGCAAAGAGUGUAACAAUUUGUAAUCUACCCCUUUGUUUCUUUGUCAUGACGCCUUUUAUUACCUGUGAAUUCAAAUUUAAAAAGAAACACAAGACUUUUACUAGAUCAUGAUUCAUCCAUUCAUUCAUAUGUUUAAGACAAAUAAAUAAAACACGUAAUAAUAA